This is a messenger RNA of Melampsora larici-populina 98AG31, 774 nucleotides long. RefSeq lists its product as uncharacterized. Bases 491 to 733 code for a protein of 80 amino acids. Lineage: Eukaryota; Fungi; Basidiomycota; Pucciniomycetes; Pucciniales; Melampsoraceae. The record is from RefSeq and is a predicted model, not a curated record. The transcript has a single exon.
GUAAGAUCCAAAAGCAGGGGGCUUGCAUUCAUCAGGGUUUAUUGGUUGAUUUGAAAAUUAUAAGGGUAAAUAAAAGGUCUAAUGAGAAAGGACAAAAGAGAGAGAGAAAGAAGAAGAAAUCGUACAUUGUGUAGCAUAUAUAUAAAAAAAUGUCAACACUAAAGAAUUGCAAGAGAAAGCGAUGAGAGCGGGCAAUGAAGACAACCAGAAGAUCAAACAUAUAUAUUUCCUCAUGAACAAAGGAAACAACUGUUCUUGAAUGGUAUCCUUUUUUUGAAAACCAAUGCUUCUCAUAUUAUCACAGCCUAAUGAUGGCCAAUUUUUUGUAAAAUAAACUCAUAUCCCUACAUGAUAGUGUUAAAGGAAACCUACAUGAAGAAUCAGAAAGGGGAAAAACGAUAAUACCAUCCGAAUGAACCAAACCAAAUUUUGAUAACAGGAAAAUGAAAGAUUCGAAAUUCCACUUUCCACAACACCGAUUCUCUUCGCUAUGCUGAACAGGUUGAAAGAUCACUGGCUUCAAGCCGUCAGGCCGAUUGAGGAGUCAGUACUACUAGUCACAAAUGCUCGUACAUCCAUGAGAUCAUUGAAAGCUUGUUCUUCAGAUUUAGCGCCCGCGGUAUUUUCGGAAGUUUCAAGGGGAGUGAGAGAUUGGGGAUCAGAUGGAGAGCUGCUAACAGCCGUGGACUUAUUGACAGUGAGAGCUGAAGGGGAUGUGGAGGACGAGGGAUGAUCCGAUGAUGCAGGACUACGGCCGUUGACGCUGCUUGGCGC